GGGCCGAGGCGCGGGAGCUGGUGGAAGCUGCAGAUGCCCGCUCCUCGUGCCUGCGGGCCUGGGCGCCAUCCGGCCGAUUCAGAAGUAGAUACAUUGCAUCUGGGCUGUACCUUGGUUGGUAAAGAACUUGCCUGGCACACAUGGGUUUCGUCCCCAUCCCCAGCAUUGAUACACCAUGCACAGGGGCAAGUGCCUGUCAUUUUAGCGCCCAGGAGGUAAAGGCAAGAGAGCCACAAGUCCAAAGUCAUUCUUGGCUACAUUAGAUUAGGAAGUGGUUGUCUGGCUAGUUUCCAGAGUCUGAAUGAACUACAGAUCAUCAAAUAUAGCAGCUCUCCAAGAAGACCUGUUGCUUUGGGGGAACACGCCUCCCAGCGACUGCAAGGGAUGCUGUUACUCUACCGCCAAUUGAAACCAGCUCUUCCUCAGAAGGUUUUCUGUAGGCUCUGGGCUGUGAUGGGGAAACUGCAGAGCAAACUCAGACACAGCACUUACAAAUACAGGCCUGAUGGACUUACAGAAGAGAGAGUCCAGACUAAAGCGUUCCAAGAGUACAGCCCCGCUCACGUGGAUGCAGUCUCUGUGGUUGCUACUCUGAACUCAGACCUUUGUGUCUCUGGAGGAAGAGACAAGACCGCUGUGGCGUAUAAUUGGAAAACUGGACACAUGGUGAAAAGGUUCAGAGGACAUGAGCGGGAAAUCACUAAGAUAGCCUGUAUUCCCAAAUCAAACCAGUUUUUCAGCGCCUCUCGAGACAAGACAGUCAUGAUGUGGGACCUGCAGGGCUCCUCCCAGCCCAGACAGCAGCUGUCUGGACAUGCCAUGGUGGUCACUGGCUUGGCUGUGAGUCCAGACUCGUCACAGCUGUGCACCGGCUCUCGGGACAACAGCUUGCUUCUGUGGGAUCUGGGUACUGGACAGUGUGUGGAGAGAGCGUCCGUCUCCAGGAACCUGGUCACUCACCUGUGCUGGGUCCCCAGAGAGCCGUAUGUACUCCAGUCCUCCGAGGAUAAGACCAUCAGGUUAUGGGAUAGUCGGGGGCUUCAGAUGGCUCACGUGUUUCCCACAAAGCAGCAGAUCCAGACCCACUGUGACGUCAGCGUGGACGGACACACGUGUGUCUCCUGCAGCAGCGGCUUUGGGGGUGAAGGCUGUGAAGCCACAUUGUGGGACCUGAGGCAGACAAGAGACAGAAUGUGUGAGUAUAAGGGGCAUUUCCAGACAGUUGCAUCCUGUGUCUUUCUACCAAAACCCACGGCCUUGAUGCCUAUGAUUGCUACCUCAGCACAUGACUCUACGGUGAAGAUCUGGAACCAAGACACUGGAGCCUGCCUAUUCACCUUGUCUCUGGAUGGAUCAGGCCCCUUGACCUCCCUGGCUGUUGGUGAUAUCGCCUCCUUGUUAUGUGCCAGUUUCUACAGAGGAGUUCACUUACUCAGAGUGGACCACAGCCGAGGGCUGGAACUUCAGGAAGUGGCAGCCUUCUGAAGCCAAGACAUUGACUGGACAAUAUCAAACCAUGGCCUCUCCUCUCUGUGUGCCUUUGUGUUUUUCCAUAUGAUGUUGAGGGGCAGGGUGCAGGAUUGGUGUUCUUUUCUUAGGAUCAUUUAGAAGGCAUGUUAAGGUUAGAUGUUGGUUAAAGUCCAAUGAUUCAGAAAUCAGGAUGUUUAUCUUUGUGUUUGCACCAGGCUCACUCUGUAGCCCAGGCUGGCCUUGAGCUCAUAGCAACCCUCCUGCCUCAGUCUCCUGACUGCUGGAAAUAAAGGUGUGAUCCAGCAUGCCCAAGAAAAUUCAGGUUAGAAACAUGGACUCAAUAUAAAGUUCUUGAUCUCAGGUAAAUCUGAACGGAGUCUUUAGUGUUGCCCAGGAGUCGUGCAAACACUCAAGGACACUGCCCCAUAUUACAGGAGUUGUUAAGCCUGCCCCAUGUACCAAAAAGCAGAGGGGAUGGGAGAUGACGGCCAGGAGAUAAUGCAUUUGUAAUUUGAAUGUUUUUAUCCAUAUAAAAACAUUACACAUCUGCAUCCUCCCUGCCUUCCAUUCUUGGGGAUGGCCAGAGGCAAGAAGCCAUCUCUGGAACAUAGACCAAGGAGCACAGAGGGAUGGAAUCAGCUGAGCGCAGCCACUGAGCUCCCUUCAGUGAGGAGGGUCAAGGUGCUUGCGUCAGUCCUCAGCCUGGAGCUCAGAAGCCCAUUUUCCUUGAGAGAAAGUGGAGCCCUUUUUGGCUUUAGGUGAGUCCUAAAAUAAGGCAACUGAGGCCUGGCUAGAGAAUGGCUGCCCUUAUAGCUGCUGGCUCCUGUCUGUCCAUUUCCUCUCUCCUUCCAGCUGUCAGGGUCAGAGGGAGAGUGUGUUCAUGAAGGCACAUAGUGUGACCUGAGUGAAGUUCCAUGGGAUUCACCUUGAGAAAGUUAUGAAAUCUCGGGUUCCUCACGUGUAAUAUGGUACUCAGGGCCAUACCUCCCUCACAGGGCUGAUCCUGAGGGCAAGCUACAAGGGAGUCAGUCACUCAGUAGCUUGUCUGGGACUGAAUAAACAUAAUAAACAUUUACCAUUCCUUCA
Molecule: messenger RNA, 2556 nt
Organism: Mesocricetus auratus (golden hamster)
Lineage: Eukaryota; Metazoa; Chordata; Mammalia; Rodentia; Cricetidae
Gene: Wdr31
Product: WD repeat domain 31
Exons: 12
Coding region: 385-1485 (366 amino acids)
Molecular function (GO): protein binding
Source: RefSeq, a predicted model, not a curated record